AUGGGAGCGAGAGCAGCGGAGUUCAUUGAGGUGCUCAUGCCUCUGCAGAGUGACAGCAGUGACCCACUUCAGCCUCCCUUCUCUUACCCUUUCUCCCCCAUCACACCCUCCCUCACCCCUCCUCAGCCUCUCGGUCUGGAGACGGGCACAAGAAGCUCUCUGUCAUGGGAAACCGGUCGUCCCCAUAAAACGCAUUCAGACUGA
This is a messenger RNA of Knipowitschia caucasica, 204 nucleotides long. The record is from the annotation of a GenBank genome assembly. NCBI's taxonomy places the organism in Eukaryota, Metazoa, Chordata, Actinopteri, Gobiiformes, Gobiidae.